AUGUCGGCAAGUUGUUGCCUGAGAUUUCAGUCGCCCAGCAAGGCAGUCAUAGUUUAUGUGUUAGGAAUGGAACGCUUCAGCAGUAAGACCUUACUGCUGCUUACCAUUUCGGCUUUGGCGCUCUUCAUCAUUCCAGCGGCAGCCGUGCGUGGCAGCCCCGAGAAGGGGUCCCGUGUGUUCCUGCAAAAGCAGCUGCCGCUGACCCUGAUCGUGACAACGCCGUCGGAACUUUCUGAUAGCACAGCUUCGACGUUUGUAUCUGGUCGUCAAGCCCUUACGGCCGUAUUUUCCCGGCCGGUCAUAGCGCUGGGAUCCGACUUCGGGCAACCGACCAGCCAAAUGAAGGUAACGUUGGAGGAUGAGGUCCUUGACGGGAACACGUGA
Messenger RNA from Volvox carteri f. nagariensis, 384 nucleotides. RefSeq lists its product as uncharacterized. Lineage: Eukaryota; Viridiplantae; Chlorophyta; Chlorophyceae; Chlamydomonadales; Volvocaceae. Bases 1 to 384 code for a protein of 127 amino acids. The record is from RefSeq and is a predicted model, not a curated record. The transcript is spliced from 2 exons.